GGUACUGGAGCGUUACAAGCGAUUACAACCUUCUUGGAGGGGAGACUGGGUUUGACUCAAAAGAGACCAAGUUACCGACCUACUGGAACACAUCCUUCCUUCACCAAGAUCUGUCUUGGUAUGAAGAUCGGCCAACUGAUCAACUUCACUGUCAUCAACAAGCACGCCAACUCUCUGUACUCACAGAUCGCUGAAGGCAAGAAUCCGCACCGUGGAAAUAAUGAAAACGACUGCAAUUCUUGUGAUUCCAGAAUCGGAUUUGGAACAGGAGGGUAUCCUGAUGAUACCAACACGUCUGGAAACGUCGCUAGGCACUCAUCAGAUAAUGGAGAUAAACACCUCAAAGCCAUUGGUUACAUUCUGGUGCAGUGA
Messenger RNA from Orbicella faveolata, 372 nucleotides. RefSeq lists its product as uncharacterized. The record is from RefSeq and is a predicted model, not a curated record. Lineage: Eukaryota; Metazoa; Cnidaria; Anthozoa; Scleractinia; Merulinidae.